AUGUCAGGAAAAGUUGCAAGAGCACAAUGUGCAAACUGUACAUGUUCUCCAGGUUUAUUAUCUAGAGCUAAUAGAAAAUCGGCUUUGAUUGCCAGAAGAAUUAAUCUCAACAGAAUGAAUUCCGGUUCUCCAGGCGGGUCAACUUCAAGAAAAGGUUCAGUUUUUACUUUGAACCCAUCCUUGUGUAUGCCUGAUACCAAAGAAGUUAAUACCUCCAGAAGAUUGGAAAGUUUAAGAAAAAAAAUGAAGGAGCACGAUUUAGGUAUCUAUAUUAUCCCAUCAGAAGACCAACACCAAUCUGAAUACGUAUCUGCUAUUGACCAGAAAAGAAGUUUUAUUAGUGGGUUUUCAGGUAGUGCAGGUAUUGCCAUUGUCACUAGAGAUUUAAAUAGUGUUGGUGACUCAUUUGAAGGUACCGCUGCUUUAUCUACUGAUGGAAGAUAUUUUACUCAAGCGAUUGAUGAAUUGGAUUUUAACUGGAUUUUAUUGAAACAAGGAGCAAAGGACGAACCAAACUGGAAAGAAUGGACUGUCAAACAAGCUAUUCAAUUAAGUUUUGACAGUGGGUUGACCGUCAAGAUUGGUGUUGAUCCUAAAUUGAUUAGUUACAAAUUGUAUCAAGAAUUCCAGAGUAUUAUCACAAAAGAGUUGAAAAGAAAUCCUAAAGCAGAUAUUGAAUUUGUUCCUGUAGGUAAGAACUUGGUAGAAGAGAUUUGGCAAGAAUUUGAAGAUUUGCCUCCGUCAAGUUUGGGCGAGAUUAAGAGUUUGGAUAUUAAAUUCACUGGAAAAACAGUAGAGGACAAACUAAUCGAUGUUCGAAAACGCAUGAAAAACGAUGUUAAAGGCUUGGUAGUAUUAGGUUUGGAUGAGAUUGCUUGGUUGUUAAACUUGCGUGGACUGGAUAUUGAAUAUAACCCUGUGUUUUUCAGUUUUAUGAUUAUUACAGACGAUUCAACUACACUUUAUGUUGGCGAAAAUAGAUUAUCGGAUAGUAUUAUUGAGACCUUGACAAAAUCUGGUGUCGCUGUGGAGCCAUAUAGCUCAUUCUAUUCAAAUUUGCAAACCAUUUCUAAAACUUUUGAAAAUGAGAAAAAGAAAUUCUUUAUACCAGAUAAUGCUAACUGGGAAGUGAUGCGCAGUUUACAAUGUGAGUUCACCCAAGGAUUAUCUCCAGUGGAAGAGUUGAAGGCUAUCAAGAAUGAAGUUGAAUUAAAAGGUGCCAAAAUUGCACACAUAAAGGAUGGUAGAGCCUUGGUUAGAUUUUUUGCAUGGUUGGAGGAUCAAAUAAUAAAUAAGCAAGAAUUGAUUGAUGAAAUAGAAGCUGAUGAAAAAUUAACUGAAUAUAGAAAAGAAGAAGAUAAUUUUGUUGGGUUGUCAUUUGCUACCAUUAGUGCGACCGGAGCCAAUGGGGCUGUGAUUCAUUAUCAACCAACUAAAGGACAAUGUGGCACAAUUAAUCCAACCAAAAUGUACCUUAACGAUUCGGGGUCACAAUUCUUGGAAGGUACAACAGAUACCACCAGAACCAUGCACUUUGAGACACCUACUGCCGAUGAAAUUAGAAAUUACACUUUAGUCUUGAAAGGUAAUGUCGCCUUGGCAACAUUGAAAUUCCCAGAAAAUACUACCGGUAACUUGAUUGAUUCUAUUGCUCGACAAUUCCUUUGGAAGUAUGGACUUAAUUAUGCCCAUGGUACAUCACAUGGUGUUGGUGCUUACUUAAACGUUCAUGAAGGUCCUAUUGGAAUUGGUCCAAGACCAAAUGCUGCUGCGUAUGCUUUGAAAGCUGGCAAUUUGAUAUCAAACGAGCCAGGUUACUACAAAGAAGGUGAAUAUGGUAUUAGAAUAGAAAACAUGAUGUUUAUUAAAGAAAGUGGAUUGACAUCUGAUGGCAAAAUGUUUUUAGAAUUUGAAACCGUUACCAAAGUUCCAUUCUGCAGACGUUUGAUUGACGUUAAUUUAUUAACCGAUGAUGAAAUAUCUUGGAUCAAUAAAUAUCAUGCCGGAAUUUGGAAAGAGUUGCACGUUAGUUUUGAUAAAAACAGUUAUGUCUAUAAGUGGUUAAAAAGGGAAACAGACCCAUUGGUUAAAUCACAUUGA
Candida tropicalis MYA-3404 is the source of this 2100-nucleotide messenger RNA. RefSeq names its product aminopeptidase P. The transcript has a single exon. Gene Ontology annotation, molecular function: metalloaminopeptidase activity. Bases 1 to 2100 code for a protein of 699 amino acids. The record is from RefSeq and is a predicted model, not a curated record. NCBI's taxonomy places the organism in Eukaryota, Fungi, Ascomycota, Pichiomycetes, Serinales, Debaryomycetaceae.